CUUGCCUAAAAACAGAACAGAACCAUGGAGAAAAAUCAAGAAAAAAUGCAAUAUCUUGGGCUCUUUGGCAUUUACAAAGAAUCAUACAUGGUCAUGCUUUCAUGGUGGAAGAUCUUUAGCACGAUCACCUUAAUUUUCAUCCUCCCUCUCCACCUCAUCGUCCUCUUUCAGAUAGAAGUAUCGCAAGUCAUCUUGGGGGACGUUUUAAACUACUCCAAAACCCUGGUUUUAACACCCCAACAAAAAAAUCCCAUUGAAACAAUCUCCUUAGAAUUGCUCUUUGUCAUUCUCAUCAAGCUCGUUAACUUCGAUUUCAUCGUCCUUUUCCCCCUCCUCUCCAUCUCCGUGGUGGUUUACACCGUCGCUUCCAUCUACACCGGCCGAGAGGUGACCUUCAAAAAGGUCACCAGCGUCGUGCCAAAGGUUUUCAAGAGGCUUAUGAUCACCUUGUUGUGCACCUUCGCGGCGUUUUUUAUUUACAACAUCGUGGUAGGGAUAGUUUUUAUAGUCAUGUGGGCAAUUACAAUUAGAAUUAGAGAAAAAUAUUUUGGGAUUGCAACUUUUGCAGUCACAGGGAUUUUAUAUAUCGUUGGGGUUCUGUACUUGACCAUAGUUUGGCAACUAGCUAAUGUUGUGAGUGUGUUAGAAGACUCCUGUGGACUCAUAGCAAUGAAGAAGAGCAAUGAGUUGAUAAAGGGGAAGAAGGGUUUGUCCAUGAUGGCCACUUUUAUGUUUACUGUUUCCUUCUCUUUGGUACAGAUGCUCUCCAUGGUGUUUGUGAACGGUUGGAAGUUGUUUCAGCUGGCCUUUGUGUGGAGAAUAGCUUCUGGUGUUCUUUGUGUCUUGGUGUUGUCUCAUUUGAUCCUUUUGAUGCUUGUUAUUCAAACUGUGCUCUAUUAUGUUUGCAAGUCCUACCAUCAUGAGAUUAUUGACAUGUCUACCUUACCAGAACACUUGGAAGUGGAUUGUGCCAACCCAUACUCACAUGCAUGUCUACUACAAAGUGUCUAGCUUCGAUCAUCUUCCAAUCUUAGGCUUUUGUGCCAACCCAUACUCGCAAGUCUACUACAAUCUUAAGCUUCUGUGUAUUUCUUGAAGGUGCUUUGAUCUCGUGGAACGGUGGAAGUCUAAGAAACAACAAACAAUGACCCAGUUUUAAGGGAAGGCUGAAUAUAGGGCAUUAGAAUGUGCUUCUUCAGAGUUUCUAUGGCUUAAGCAUUUGUUUCGGGUCCUUAAAAUACCAAUUGAUUCAGUGCUAAAUUCUGAUAAUCUUUCAGCUAUUGCACUUGCAACAAAUAUAUCUUCUCAAAAUCGCUCUAGAUUUGUUGACAUCGAUGUGUUCAUGUUAUCAGAGAACAUGUUACUUCUGGAUUUUUGAAAUUAAAUCAUGUUCCUUCCCACUAUCACCUGGCUGAUUGUCUCACCUACAAUGCCACUUCCUGCUCCUCGAUCUAAAGAUCAUAUGUUCAAGUUGGGGCUCUCUAGCGUGUGGUGGAUGUAAAGUGUAAACGUUGCUACUAUGCUGCAUUAACUAUGAGACAUAGCUAACACGCUGCUAAUGGGCAGCUAACUUUCUGGCAACUAUUUUAAAAUUAGGAGACCUAUCUCAACCCAAAAGCUAGCUAGCUCAAGAGUUGAUGGUUGCUUUACUCUUUAUAAACACUUAUUGACCAUAUCUCUAGCUAAUGUGAGACUCUAACACACACCCUCACACUCAGGGUUGAACAUCUGGAGCGUGUAAUAAACAUCAACUGGUGGCCCUAAUAUGUGAAGUCUCCACAACAAAUAAUGUAGGAGAGAAACUCUCAUACCAUAUUAGAAAUUGUGAGACCUAUAUUCAACCACAAAAGCUAGCUCAAGAGUUGAAGAUUAUUCUACCCUUCAUAAGCAGUUGUUUGGUCAUAUCUAUAGUCAAUAUAUCUACUAACUUAAAAAGCAAUUUGGUCAUAUCUAUAGUCAAUAUAUCUACUAACUUAAAAAGCAAGGUGCAAUUUCACUGUUCAUAGUGCACCAUUUUUUUUUUUCCAGUUGUUAGAUAGUUGGGCCUAUUUCUUAUUUGGGCUUCUUUGGUUGAAUGAUAGGUUUCUUCUUCCAUAGAGUUAGCAGAACUCAAUCUCUCCCUUUCUCCCGUGUACGCUCCGCGAUUUCCGGCUGCCACCGCCGUCGAAUCUGCAAAUCCGUCCAUUCACAUCUCUUGGCACUGGAUUUCCGCAUAAAGUUGCAUGCUAUAACCCUCGAAAUUUCAUCUACCACUCAGUCCUUUCCUUUGCAUUCCAGGAUAAAGCCAUAAAGGUGCACCUACAACUACAAGCUUCAACAUAGCCAUCAAUCUGGUUUUUGUGCUCUAGGAUCUAUACUCUAAAUCUAUAAGCCAGCUAUUAAUUUUGCUUUCCAGUCUGUUUGAGCUACUUCCUAUCUCAGAAAUCCAGCUACUCAAGGUGCUUUCCAGGUUGUUUAAUUUGAUAGCUUCAAAAUCUUGCUGGAUUCCACCUUAGUUGAAGGUAGAGGCUUAUAAAUAUACCUUUGUUGGUCACGAAACGAAAGAGUAAUGCGUUGUUAAAUAGUCAUGAGACACGAUGGGUUCUGCUCCGUCAUGGCCUGGGGCGUUUCAGCGGCGCAAACAAGGAGGAGCAAACGGCGGCCAUCGCGAUUUAAGAGAGCGGCGCAACAGGACUGGUGCUGCUGACUUCGGGGAAACGACAGCAGCGACACCAAAGCCAGCGGGAGCAGCGUUCGACUUCGACACUCUUCCUCCUCAACUAUUCCGGUGACACCCCCUCCUCAGCCAUUGAGCAAUCGGCGAGAGUCAACCUCUCUUGUCUUCUCCAGCCCUCGGAGGAAGAGAUUCAGACAAAAUGGGCAACAUAGUAAAUCUAGAUGAUAGUGUUUUCGAUGUGGAUGGAUGAUAACACAUCUAUUGAUCAGCUCUCUAGAUAUUUGAAUCUCAACGUUGAUGUAGGGAGUUGGAACCAAGUUUUCCCCUCAAGUUUAUUGAAAGUCUGUCCCGAUGUGUGUGGAUUCAAAUAGACAGAGCAUAGAGAUGUAGUCAUGCAUAUGUAGUUUGCAAUUCAAGGUUAUGGAGAAGGGCCUUAUUUUCAUUUAAGGUUUUGAACCAACAUUGGACACAAAGUUGUUGUGCUGUAAUACCUUAUAGACCUGUCUCAAUCUACCACUCACAGUGUAUGCUGCUAUGGAGCAGUUUGUUUAGGGGUUAUCACUGCCGAUUGGUUCUCUCUCUCCAUGUUGGCUCAUGAGAGAAGUCUCGAAAG
Lotus japonicus is the source of this 3269-nucleotide messenger RNA. RefSeq lists its product as uncharacterized. The transcript is spliced from 2 exons. The record is from RefSeq and is a predicted model, not a curated record. Bases 25 to 1011 code for a protein of 328 amino acids. Lineage: Eukaryota; Viridiplantae; Streptophyta; Magnoliopsida; Fabales; Fabaceae.